This is a messenger RNA of Rotaria sp. Silwood1, 354 nucleotides long. The record is from the annotation of a GenBank genome assembly. Lineage: Eukaryota; Metazoa; Rotifera; Eurotatoria; Philodinida; Philodinidae.
AUGUCAUCGUCGAGUUCUUCUCAUAUAUCAACAAUGUCAUCAUCAUCACGAAUUACUUCUUUAAAUUGUCAUAGUGCUUCUGCACCUGCAAAUUCUUCUCAAUCAUCAAUAUCCAUUAUUACGCGUGAUUCAUCGAAUGCUGCCAAUUCGUCAUCACGUAUGCAACAUUUAUCAAAUGCAUCAUCAGUUUACGAUUAUCCCCAAAUGAAUUCUUCACCUAUUAAUUUACGAAAAUAUAGUAGAUCACCUACAGAACAUCGUGAAGCAGAAGCUGUUCGUACAGCUACAAUAAUUGAUGAAUCGAAAAAAGUUCCAGAAGAUAAUGUUUACUGCAGUUGUGACGAAGGGUAUUGA